Molecule: messenger RNA, 675 nt
Organism: Brassica oleracea var. oleracea
Lineage: Eukaryota; Viridiplantae; Streptophyta; Magnoliopsida; Brassicales; Brassicaceae
Exons: 1
Source: RefSeq, a predicted model, not a curated record
AUAAAAACUAGUGUCUCGUCUCCAUUCUACCUUACAUUCAACCAACACCUGAGAGGGAGAAAGGAGGAUCUAAAACAAGAAUCCGCUAUAAAGAAAAAGAAAAAAAUGAAAACCCUAAUAAUAUGGUGCCUUGUCUCUCAAGCAAUCAUCCUAACGUGCAACUCAGCCGGCUCAGGAAGAGGAGACGUCGAUUUCACCAUAGUCAUAAAAAACGAAAUGCACCACUUCAAAAAACCAGCGGUUUUCUACCAUUGCACAUCGAAAAAGAAAGACAUGGGGUGGCACAGAUCGGUCCCGUCGACAGAGUAUCAUUGGAGCUUCAAAGUCCCCAAGUUCGGUAACGGCGUGAUGAUCCACAAAUGUGAGUUCAGGUCGAGGCUAGGAACAGCGAAUAUUGAGAUUGACACGUUGUCUACGACAGCGAUUCUGUGUGACGGGCAUAUAUGCGAAUACGCGGUUAGACGUAACGGGAUUUAUUUUAUUGGAUACGAGUUGUAUUAUCCGUUUGGAGUGUUUAUAGAAUUGUCGAGGCCCGUGGAGAAGCUAGUCGAGCCGUGGACGCCUUGGUCGCCGCAACAGCUCAAAGCUUUGCACCGCAGCAAGGACUACCAUCAUUGAUCAAUACAUAUAUUGACUACUACAUCAAAUAUUGUUGAUUAUGGAAUAUGACUUAAA